AUGGCGUGAUCGUUCAUCGUACGGCUGCAACAUUUGUCGCUUGUUUUGUAUUGCACGUAAAUGAACUACGUACAGAAGGUGAUCUCUACCUGUAAAGAUCUCUAUUACGACAUCAAUCCAGCGACUCUAACAGGAGCGAUCGACGUCGUUGUCGUCGAACAGGAAGAUGGAUCUUUCCUAUGCUCGCCCUUUCACGUCAGGUUUGGCAAAAUGGGUGUGUUAAGAAGCCGAGAAAAAGUGAUUGAUAUUCAUAUCAAUGAUGUGGUAGUUGAUUUGCAGAUGAAGCUUGGAGACUCUGGAGUUGCGUUUUUUGUUGAAGAAGUGGAGGAGAAUGUUCCCACUGAGUUGGCCACAUCUCCACUUCCGGGUCAUGAGGAUGCAGCUGAGCUGAUGGCGAAAGGUGUAAGGCAAUUGAAGGAAGAGCUUGCUGCUGCUGAGGCUGCUGAUCAACAUCAUGAACCUGUCAUCACAGACGCAUCUGGAAAACAGACAUUGCAGGGUCUGAAUGAUACAGUGUUCAUGUCUGGAGGAAAAGGUAGAGGGUCUCUUGUGUUGAGAAAGUUUCACAGAGUGGACCAUCCGUUUUCGGACAGUGAGGACAGUUUGUGGCUUACACCAGGAUCCUACAGGUCUGUACGGCAAGGAUCGUGCCCUUUGAGUGACACUGAGGCUGAAAUGCAGCAGAGGAAAGACAAAAUGCUUGCUGACUCACAGUCCAUGGAUGACAGUGUCACAUGGAAUUGGGGUGGAUUACCACAAGAAACACCAAGGAAGAGCAACACACAGGAAAGAACUCCAUCUGCCACACAACCCAUUCCCUGCGAAAAGUCUCGUCGAUUACCAACUCCAAAACCGACAACAGAGGACACCGACAAGAUGGAAAAUCCAACAUUUCUCUCAAGUGUCAUGAGACUUGUCAGUCGACGAAAAUCAAAGAGAUUCUCAGAAGGAAGUUUGGAUAUAGAAGAAGGCAUCUACCUUAACCAGAUUGACAACGAAGAGCAGGCAGCACAAUAUUUUCCUAAAGUUCGUGUAGAAUUAGUUGAAUCAAAGCAGAAUGAGAGUGCGGUGGUGGUAGUGAGUGAUGAGAAGGAUGGUGUGAUUGAUUCGGGAACGUCGUCUGAUCAAGAUGCAGCAACGAGUCCAUUGAAUCAGAGUCAAGAGAUACAGACAGAAGAAAGCAAUCAGAAUGGAGAUAUGCUGUCUGCUAUCGAGUCACUUGGUGAGUUGAAACUUUCUCUUUGUGGUGGCUUGAAGGACCCGGAUACAGUCAUACCUGAAGAAAAAUUUUCACAAUACAAAGUCACGUACGAUGCAUUUUGUGAGAAGCCAAGCAUCCUAAGUGAUCCAAAUUUGGUGGUAAAACUUGGAGGACGAUUUUACAACUGGCAGGUUGCUUUACCCAUGAUUUUCUCAGUUGUAGCUUUUAGGCAGCCACUGCCUCAGAAAAAGAUUAGUGGACUUGUGAAGGAACACAUGAGCAAGAAACGACGACUUGCUUCUUGGUUUACAUGGAGACGUCAGGCUAGUGAGGUUGCAAACGACAGAAAUCAGACAACAGAAACUGCUGUAACACAAUCAGCUAUAACACAAACACAGGUGGGAGUCGAUCAAGAUGACAGAAGUAAGCAUGAAGACAUUACUUUGAUGUCAAGUGACGAGGACAUUAUCAUUGGAGAGGAGGACAACAACACGUCUUCAUCAGCCACACCGAAGAAACAGAGCACCACAAAAGAGUACAGAAAAAGUUUACGACUGUCUUCGGAUCAAAUUAGAUCGUUGAAUCUGCAACAUGGUGCUAACGAAGCCGUUUUCUCAGUGACUACAAAAUAUCAGGGAACGACGAAAGCCAAAUCAACAAUCUAUUUAUGGCACUACACAGACAAGAUAGUGAUAUCUGACAUUGAUGGAACGAUUACAAAGUCAGAUUUGUACGGGCAGAUUUUACCUUUCUUUGGGAAUCCUUGGGCUCAAUCAGGAGUGACUGAGCUGUUUACAAGUAUCAAUGAUAACGGAUAUCAGUUUGUGUACUUGUCUGCAAGAGCCAUUGGACAGGCUCGCACAACACGCGGUUAUCUGAAGAACCUCAAACAGGGAGAAAUCUCACUGCCAGACGGUCCGCUUCUUCUUUCUCCAAGCUCUCUUUACUCUGCAUUCAGACAAGAGGUGAUACUGAAGAAACCGGAAGAGUUCAAGAAGGCGGCACUCAAAGACAUAAAACUACUUUUCCCACCAUCAGUCAAUCCAUUCUACGCCGGUUUUGGCAACAGAGUGAACGACGAAUGGGCAUACAAAGACAUGGGCGUGCCUCCAUCAAGAAUCUUUAUUAUCAACCCGAAGGGUGAGGUGGUUCAUGCAUUGAGCUGCACACUUCAGACAUCCUAUUCAAAACUUAGAGAUCAAGUCAAUACAGUUUUUCCUCCUCUGACUCUCCCUCACUCAACUGUUCCAGAUGAAUAUGCAGACAUUAUGUAUUGGAGAGAUCCACUCUCAUUGCUUGAUGAUGAACAACUGGUUUAGUAAAGCCCAACAAAUGUAGUUUUUUUCUAUUUUAGGCAGGUCUAUUAUCAUGGCUAUAGUUUAGAAUUUAAAUUCAUGUAUCUAUUGGUGAUUUGUAUUUGGGAUUGGUCGGUUGAUGUUAGUCUCAUAAUGUCAAAUCGUGUUCAUUUGAUUUUCAAAUGAAAUUUGUAUGGGAAA
This is a messenger RNA of Corticium candelabrum, 2697 nucleotides long. RefSeq names its product phosphatidate phosphatase LPIN3-like. Lineage: Eukaryota; Metazoa; Porifera; Homoscleromorpha; Homosclerophorida; Plakinidae. The record is from RefSeq and is a predicted model, not a curated record. Gene Ontology annotation, cellular component: nucleus. The transcript has 21 exons. Gene Ontology annotation, molecular function: transcription coactivator activity; phosphatidate phosphatase activity. Gene Ontology annotation, biological process: cellular response to insulin stimulus; triglyceride biosynthetic process; fatty acid catabolic process. The coding region runs from base 61 to 2520 and encodes 819 amino acids.